Messenger RNA from Truncatella angustata, 1015 nucleotides. RefSeq lists its product as uncharacterized. The record is from RefSeq and is a predicted model, not a curated record. The transcript has a single exon. Bases 293 to 553 code for a protein of 86 amino acids. Lineage: Eukaryota; Fungi; Ascomycota; Sordariomycetes; Amphisphaeriales; Sporocadaceae.
CAGAUGUCAGAGUAAUUAUAUUGCAUUACAGUCAUGAGACCCUCCCCUCAUUAUUCUACCAAUAGAUGGAGCUUCAAGUUUACGUGCUGGGUUCGAACAUCGCAGCAGCAGAACUUCGAUUGGUGGUUGCAGCUAUCGUUAAGGUACAGCGUUAGAGAUGUGACAUAAAUGAGGCCUCGUGCAGCUUACUGCAGGCCAACGUUAAUGGUGCAUCGAAGCCCGACAAGCAGCGCAUAUGCAUAAAAGCUUCACGAUGGGGGGGACCGGCGCCCGCCCGCGAUCUUGAUGUUCCAUGAUUCUUCUUCCGGCCUUCUAUCUGUUUAUCUGUCACCCAACCACCUGUUCUACGCCUUCUAUGCAGCUCCUCUUUUUGGAUGUGGCCGAUGCUAUUAGACCAAUCUGUUCGUUGAGACAGUUCGGAGUAUCACUGCUAUGGGAUGUUCAUAGGCAUAAUGAAGUUCAUAUCGCUUGUUUCAACAGAGUCUUCCAAGGCGGGGUGUUUGACAUGAGAUCAUCGAGCCAUCCAUGUAAGAAAUCCGGACACAAUAGAUGAAUUAUUGACGCAAAGACCGGCAAACGUAUUUCAAAGUUGGGGGGGUUUGCGGGCUUGUGAUUCGAGCAUACUAGACCGAACCCCCCUUGCUCAACAGAAUGUCAGUGCGAUACAUGGAGGAGGCCACGGCAGAAAAGGUGUAGAAAAGAGGUCAAAAAUGUAAAUGUUAUUGAGGCUGUGCUCGCUUCUUGUAACAGCGGGUCUCGAAUUGGUCUCUUGUAGACAGGAAUUAGAGAAGGUCUGUUUCGAUCAUCUGAGGAAAAGAGUUCUGGGCACAUGGACAGACAUGAGGUUUUGUGCGAUCUUGAAGACGUCCCACAUAGUCAUCCAGGUUGUCGGUUACUAGCGCUGUCAAUCUCGAGCUUAAAAGUUUCUUAAUAUCAUACUAUAUAUGUAGAGCGUGCCACAGAGUGGUCAGUUCACAGAAGGUCGUCCUACGGUAGUGACGAUCAAGGCUGGGAC